UGCAGCAUGUGCUGUUCCCCUAGAGCACCAGCAGCAGACAACAACAGGCUUGACAUUGGCAAUGCCUGAUGAACGUCAGGAGCAGCAGUUUCCAGUGCAUUCCCAGAUCUCUUUCAAGAAUUGUGGUGCGGCUUAUCACCGAGGAUGCCAUGUGGGCGGCGAGGUGUGGUGCUGUGACUUCGUUGGCAUGAUUUUGUGGCCAAAGUCCAAGCGCUCAAUCUCCCGUCAGCGAGCUGUUGAUGAGGAAAAUGCUGCUAAGGAACAUGGAGCAGUUCCUGUGGGUGUCUUUGUGGAGGAGGGAGUUGAAGAGAUAGUUGAUUGGUGUACGUCCGCUGGCAUAACCAUUGCUCAACUCCAUGGAGAUGGUGCAAGAAGUUACCCUGAGAUGGAUAUGAAGAUGCAAUUGAAGCGUAAGACGGAUGCGAGGAUGUCGGAAGAGCUUCAAUCAUGGACGGGCAAGGACCAUAGUGGCAAGGAUGUCACCUCUUUCCCUGGUUACCACCAGAUUGAAAUCCAGCCUCAAGACCCGUACAAGACCUCGUUCAAGACGCGGUACGGGCAUUUUGAGUGGGUUGUCAUGCCCUUUGGCCUCACCAAUGCCCCCUCGACUUUCCAAGCAGCGUUGACGACUGAGUUUCGCGACUUGCUCGAUCGCAGCGUCCUCAUCUACCAUCAUAACAUCUUGGUUUACAGUAGGACGUUGAACGAGCACAUCGUACACCUCCGCGUUGUUCUGGAUCGUUUGCGACGAGCCAAGUACAAAGCAAAUCUCGACAAGUGCGAGUUCGCCAAGCAAGAGCUUGAGUACUUAGGUCAUUUUGUCAUGCCGAAAGGCAUUCGUCCCUUAGCGGACAAGAUCCAAGCCAUCGUGGAUUGGCCGGAACCCCAUUGCACGACGGAUGUACGCUCUUUCAUGGGUUUGGCUGGAUAUUAUCAGCGAUUCGUCGAGUCAUACUCGAAAGUGGCCGCUCCUUUGUCGAGACUCCAGUCCCCGAAGGUGCCCUUCGAGUUCCACGACGCAGUUUGUGGCGCGUUCACUACGUUGAAGGCAGCAAUGCAAGCCGCACCUGCCCUCCGUAUAUACGACCCCACCCUAUCCACCCAAGUGACUACGGACGCUUCGGGAUACGGUAUUGGUGCGGUGUUGGAACAGUGUCACGAGGACGGUUGGCAUCCGGUCGAGUACUUCUCCCAAAAGGUGCCCCUCGUCAACACUCUAGACGACGCUAGGAAGAAAGAGCUACUCGCGUUCGUCACCGUUCUCAAACGGUGGCGCCACUUUCUUCUCGGCCGUCGGCGUUUUAAAUGGAAUACGGACAACAAUCCGUUGACCUUUUACAAAACGCAGGAUACGGUCACUAGUACGAUCGGUCGAUGGAUGUAUUACAUCGACCAAUUCGACUUCGACCCGUGCCACAUUCCCGGUCCCACCAAUCGAGCUGCGGAUGCCCUCUCACGACGGCCCGACUUUUAGUCUCACCGAGAAAGUAGAUACUUUGACAGAGGAGCAGUUGGUGGUGCCAAGUUGGCUGGUUCUGGCGGCGGAGGGCCAGGCAAUACAGGGCUGCAGGGAUAUGCAGCACCAUCGGAAAUACCAAAAGGAGGGGUUACAGAGUCUCGCCAAGAAGUAGUGACGUUGCCAGAGGAGCAGUUUGGCGGUGCCAAGUUGGCUGGAUCUGGGGGCGGAGGGGCAAGCACACCAGGGCAGGGAUAUGCAGCACCGUCUGGAAUACCAGAAGGAGAGGUUCACUUUAAGAUGGGGCUUUGUCAUUUGGCCGUCAAGGAGACAAGAUCAGAACUGGCAGAGCUGGUGACGUUCCCGUCAAGAUCUCGUACAUUGAGAAUCAACCUGACACUGGCGUAGUUGUACCAUCAAACCGAUUCAAGCGGGUUAUGACAGAG
Molecule: messenger RNA, 1902 nt
Organism: Chara braunii
Lineage: Eukaryota; Viridiplantae; Streptophyta; Charophyceae; Charales; Characeae
Source: the annotation of a GenBank genome assembly